Peronospora farinosa is the source of this 4113-nucleotide messenger RNA. NCBI's taxonomy places the organism in Eukaryota, Oomycota, Peronosporomycetes, Peronosporales, Peronosporaceae. The record is from the annotation of a GenBank genome assembly.
AUGGCCGACGCUAAUGGCACCGACGCAGCGUACGCUCUGUAUGCACCGUCUAUACGAAAAGAAGAAAGCAUUAAAGAUCAACUACAGUGUGAAAUUCUGGGCGAAAUCGCCGUCAAUAGAGCGCAAAACGACGCUUUAAACGCGUCACUUGUGACGUCUGAGACGGAAUCAGAUGCAGCGUCUUCCAGCGCCAGAGAGAAUCAGAAAACGAGUAUAAAAAAUACAGAGAACAGGCAGGAGCAGAAGCAGAAGCACAAGACAGAGGAAGACGAGCCGCUGUCGAGUGAGGAAGAGAGACAGUGUACGCUGUCGCCAUCCAAGGCGAUGCUAUUACAAGAAGAGACACUGAAUGCGGCCGUUUUUAGAAGAGAUACAGUCAGUCCGGAGACUUUAAAAGCAGUACUACGUGCUGCUGGAGAUGAGGGGCAACAGGUUAUAGAGAAAAAGCAGAAGAAGAGCUUAUGUAAGAGCAGAAAUAGUUUGGAACUACAGCAUGUAACAGAGAGGAGAGAAAAGGAGGAGGAAGAAUUAAGGAAGGACAUAGCUGGAGACUCUGUAAAGAGGCGGAUGAAUUUUAGUGACAAUAUACAGGACUCACCUGUGAGAUCUACGAGGUCCAAGAGUAAACGACCGAGAUCAGUGACAAAAAAGAAGAUAGUGCCAUCUGAUCAGAGUGUGGACGAUCGGAGAAAAAGCACGUCGAUGGUUGAUACAAGUGAUAGUUUUACGGAAUUGAUGUUUGCUCCUAAUUUACUGGAGCAGGAUACGGAGAGAAGAACGACGUUGGAUCCGACUGAGGCAGCGGCAGUGGUUUCAGCACUGGAAAAAGAGAUGAGAUGUUUGAGUAAUUCAACGUUGGAGAUGGAAAGCGAAUUGGAUGAUGAUGACCGUUCGUUAGAGCAGAAAAGAGUGUGGAAGAUGAAGACAGUGACUCCAUCAAAACUGACGAAAGACAAGAAAGUGUCACCACCAUCAAAGGAGAACAAUAACUCGCCGAAGAAAGUUAGGAGGAAGAAGCCCUCAAGUUCGUCACAUGAUUCUGCGCGCAAAAAGUCGCCGUCGCCAGUGAAAGUGGCUAAGAGCAGAACGUCGCCAUUACCAGCAAAGGAACCCAAGGGCAAGGAAUCGUUGAAUCCAACAAUGGGCGACUCUAUGCGACGGACGACAGUCGACCCAGGCGACGCAUUAGUGAUGCUGGAAGACAUUUCGCAGCUAAAACAAAAGGAUAAUCGUCGACAGACCAUUGACGAACAUGGUUUAUUGGAAUUGAUUAGUGCACAGGGGUCUCCUUCAGCUGUGAAUAAGGACUCAGCGAAAGAAUCGUCACGAAAGCGCGCUAACGACUUAGAUGUUUGUGGAGACGCCUCUGAGAAACGUGUGCGACCUUGUAACGACGAUCCGACCAUGGAGUCUAUGGAUUUAGACUCGCCUCUGCAUGCGGAAUCCAAGCUAGGAUCCCAGGCUAAAGAUCAGCAAGAAAUAAGUGACAGCAACCAGAGGUCUUCUGACAGGCUCCCAGCAUCUAACAUUUCCAAGCCUUCGUUGUUUUCACCUCCUCCAGGAGAUCCGAAGAUCAGGACUUCACUGAAAGGAAUCCUGAGCGCACGCAAGUUGCGAAAGAAUGCUGCGGAUCCUGUGCAGACAACGCCGAAUAAGUCUGUCAAUUUUGGCCCGUCGCAAGGUGCCGAGUUUAACCAUGGGUCGCCAUCUACGUCAAUGACUCCCAUGUUGGCCAAGGAUGCUUCGCGGCUUUUUCCGCUGGAGUCACCGGCCUCAUCAGAGGAAGAAUCCGAUGACGCAGAAACGUCUUUAAACACGUCCAUUCUUGAUGAGGCUGACUCAGUUGACGAGAAAGAGCCAAUAAAAGUCGGUGUCUUAACGACGACACAGCUCAAGAAGCCAGGUUUUGAUCUACUCCAAUCACGAAGAAGUAGUUUUCUGGGGCUGAAAACGACGGAAAAACGUCGUCGUCGGCAGAGUAUGCGGGGCUACAGUCCUCUUGAUUCUCAGACUGAAGCUCGUCGACGCAGGCGUCAGACCAUUAACGUUACCCGUCAAACCCCGACUGUGGUGUCUGCCAUGGCCACGUCGUUUACUCUCAAUGAAAGUUCAUCUGCCAGCUCUCUUUCCCCAUCUAACAAUUCUUUUUCUCGGGCGACCAACGUUCUAGAGACAGGCCGCAUGCCUUAUGCAGACUCGUCAGCAUCUUCGGACACCGGGGAGGACAUGGAGAUCACGGGCGAUUAUUCGCACAUGUUAGACCGCGACGCCACGGGAAAGCAAUCAAUGUUAUCUGCGAGUCAGCCUCGUGAUGAAGAUACUGCAGAGUUUAGUUUAGGUCAUCUUCUUGCGGAAUCAUCCGUGUAUGAGCUAACCAAAUCGGUGCAAGAGUCUGACCAUCAGGAUCUUCCUGGGUCAUUGGGUGACUUGGCCAACGAGGUUGAGGUUUAUAGUCAGGAUAGCCUGACUGGUGGUGCCUUCCUCAGGUUGAACGAUCAAGACGCCACUCUGGAUCCGAUCCAAGAGAAAGACGAAACCAUGACUUCGUCUCGAAGCCAGAGUAUGAUGAGCCUCGAUCUCAAUGAGAGCGAUGAAGAGUAUACUGCCGACCUCGAAUCUCUCCAUGUUAACUUGAAGGCCAAGUUUGAUCGAGUUAGCACGGAUGGUGAAGCCAACUCCCAGCGUGAAGCGUCUCCCGAGGCACUUCCUGUUCACUUGAUUACAAUGGAAGAGCUUCUUGCAUCCGUUGCUUUGAACGAACAGAAUGCACUAGUGGGGAUGGACGAUGCCUUUUUCCAAGAGGAAGCUGAAUCGUCCGACAAUGCAAAGAAUGUGAAGCUUGCUUGCGCGUAUGAUACAUGCUCAAAGGUGGUUGAACGUCAUACUCGAGACGUGUCUUCAUGGUCUAUAGCUGUGACGGAAGAGCUUUCUUCCUUGCUGAGCAUUAAGGCUCCAGCAGUUUUUAGCCCGGGAACCCUAGAUGAUGCAGGCCGGAAAGCUAUUCAGGAGCUGUAUGCAACCGAGGCGAUGGUGGCUCGAACCGGUUGGUGUCAGCUGCAGGCACAGGUGGAAAAUCAACUCGCCAGUAGCUUGUCCGUCGGCGCAGAUUUGCUGGCAAAUGAUGUGAGGUCGCUGAAAGAUUGUAUAUCUGCUGGUACAUUGAGACGUCAAAAUGAGCUGGCUGCUAUAAAAGAGAUGAUUGAUCGUGAAGAACAAAUGGGUCUACUAUUGGAUGCAAUUGAAGAACAACAAGGUGCCCAUGACGAAUACGCGACUGCCGUGAAAGACCUGGAGAAGGAGUGUUCGUCACUGUCGCUGGAGGAGUCAGUGUUACAAAGUCGCUUAAAUGUUCUCGAGGGACGGGCGGCAGAACUGGAGCCAGUGACAUCGGAAGCAGCAUCGCUUUUUGAGCAGGAGGUGUUAGCGACAGAGGAAAUGCUUGCGAUCCAGGAGAGCAUGAGCGUGUGGAAAAUUCGUGAGGCGACAGCUUCAGCUCUUCGGUUAAGUGCUCGAUUCGAAGACGUGUUGUUUGACGUAGAGAUCUGUGUGGAUGUCCAUGUGGGGUCCUCUUUGAUGGGAGAGACGUGCGUGUCGAUCAAAACAAACGAAGUACUCAAGCACAAGGAGCGAAGUAUGUACCUUCCUUAUGAAAGUGACGUAGUUUUAGUGCUUCAGCGGCUACUACUGGAUCCUCACUACAUUUCUCAAAUUGCUGAUGAAUCCGAUUUUGGAGAUCAAAACUAUGGACACACGUUGUCAAAGCUGCAAAUCCUGGAACAUUUCAUCAACCGCUCUUUCCGGUUAUUAAAGGAGCUGCGUGAGCUGUCGACCCGUUUCGCUAUGCGCUACAAUGAAGAAGAUAGCGCGCUUUGGGUUGACUUCCUCAAGUUGCCGUCUGCGGUUUCGCGUAUUGACGCUGAGUGUGUCCAGUUCAGCGUCGGAUUCUCUCUUCUUCCAGUGUACCCAUAUACCGAUUACCAAACGGCAGUGCAGGUGCCACACGGCCAGGUGUCGUGUGAUGCUAUAGUAAAGGAAAUUGAGCUGGUGUCAAGACAGGAACCGAAGUACUUUACGCGGGUUUGCAGGCAACUUUAUGAGAGUUUUGCACGGUAG